This is a messenger RNA of Cordyceps militaris CM01, 870 nucleotides long. RefSeq names its product short chain dehydrogenase. Lineage: Eukaryota; Fungi; Ascomycota; Sordariomycetes; Hypocreales; Cordycipitaceae. The record is from RefSeq and is a predicted model, not a curated record. The transcript has 4 exons. Bases 1 to 870 code for a protein of 289 amino acids.
AUGGCUCCAUCCAGGCAGGUGCUGGUCUGGCGCCAUUUGUCGUCAUCGAGCAUUUUCCAGUUUCAUCUUUGGCAACCAUUCGACCCGUGCCUCAACAAGUUUUCAAUCUCCACCAUCAUGGCCACCCCCACAUUCUACGCCGUCGUCGUCGGCGUCGGCUCCGGCACCGGCGCCUCGGUCGCGCGGCUCUUUGCCCGGGGCUACCCGAUCGCGCUGCUCGCGCGCAAAGAGUCGAGCUACGCGCCCGUCGUCGCGGCCAUCACCCAGGCCGGCGGCACCGCGCUCGGCAUCAGCACCGACGUGUCCGACGCGCAGUCCCUCGACGCCGCCUUUGCGCGCGUCGCGCGCGAGUGGCCCCAGGCAAGGCUCGCCGCCGCCGUGUACAACGCCGAGGCGGGCUUCUCCUACAAGCCCUUUCUGGAGCUGGCCCCCGAGGAUCUGGACCGAGCCCUGAGCACUGGCGCCAAGGGCCUGUUCUACUUUGCGCAAAAGACGCUCCCGCUGCUUCUCAAGGCCGGCGAGGAAGAGGUCGCCGCCAAGUACCCGCCGACGCUCAUCGUCACGGGCGCGACGGCGGCGCUGCGCGGGAGCGCCAAGUUUGCCGCGUUUGCGGCGGGCAAGUUUGCGCAGCGCGCCAUCACGCAGUCGCUCGCGCGCGAGUUUGGCCCCCGCGGCGUGCAUGUCGCCUACACCAUCAUUGAUGGCAGCAUCGACACGCCGUGGGGCAAGGACCGUGUGGCCAACGGCGGCGUGGCUGAUGGCAAGAUUAGCCCCGAUGCUAUUGCCGAGAGCUACUGGUAUCUGCACACACAGCCCAGAUCGGCAUUUACACAGGAGUUGGAUCUGCGUCCAUCCGUAGAAAAGUUCUGA